Saccoglossus kowalevskii is the source of this 1731-nucleotide messenger RNA. Its product is annotated as TNF receptor-associated factor 3-like. Gene Ontology annotation, cellular component: plasma membrane signaling receptor complex; cytoplasmic side of plasma membrane. Lineage: Eukaryota; Metazoa; Hemichordata; Enteropneusta; Harrimaniidae. The record is from RefSeq and is a predicted model, not a curated record. Gene Ontology annotation, biological process: regulation of canonical NF-kappaB signal transduction; signal transduction; regulation of apoptotic process. Gene Ontology annotation, molecular function: tumor necrosis factor receptor binding; zinc ion binding.
AUGGCUUUCACCAGUUUAUCACAGGGAGCCUCACUGCAGUCUGUACAAAUUACUCCGCCUGGGUCCAUAGGUGAUGAGGAGGGAUAUGAUCCGAACAUAUUUGUCACGAGCCCUACAAAUUAUAUAUGUCAUGAAUGUCAGAAAGUGUUACGAUCACCCAGGCAACUAGAGUGUGGUCACCGAUAUUGUAAUAACUGCUGUGAAAAAUUACUUAGCCAAUCAGACACUCCUGUUUGUCAAGUUGAGGACUGUAAGGAACCUAUAGAUCGUAAAGAAAUAGUCAGAGAUCAUGCAGCAAGACGGGAUAUUAUGUUAUUACCAGUUUUUUGCGAAUUUCGAAACAAAGGUUGCAAUACUAAAGUAAAACUCAACAGUUUACAAAAUCAUCUUCAAGAAUGCGACUUUACUGUUAUUGACUGUAUUCAUAAAAAGAUGGGAUGUACUUUUCAAGUUGAAAGAAGGUUUUUAGUGGAACAUUUAGCAUCACAGUGCCUCUAUAGUACGGUAAAAUGUAAACAUUGUGAAGAACAGUUCUCAAAAGACGAGUUAGAUGAACACAUUAGAAGAUGUCCACAAGCACCAGAAUCUUGUCCCAAUGGAUGUGGAGUCAAAGAUAUCCCAAGAAUUAAGCUUGAGGAGCAUAUAUUGGAAUGUCCAUUGCAACAACGUGAAUGUAGCUUUCGUGGGUAUGGAUGUACUUAUAAGGGACAUGUGACUGAUAUCCAACAUCAUCUAAAUACAGCAUCCUCAGAACAUAUGCAAAUGAUUCUGAAGUCUCAUGAGAAAUUGGGGUUGAAGCACGCAGAACUUGACAGAAAAUAUUCAGAACUAUACAACCAGAAAAGUAUUGUCGAUAACAAAUUCAAACAACAAUUGGAAGAGUUACAAGAAAUCAGACAGAAAAAUAUGAAACUUGAAGAAAGAAUCAAAGAUUUACAUAAAACCCUAGCAACACAGAAUGACAAGAUAAUAAAACUGGAACAUGAUUUGAAAGAGAAAGCUUUGAAGACAGAUGUAGAGAAAAACAGAACACUUGUAUAUGCUGUUCAGGAGAGUUGUGCAGAGUUAAAAACCCGAAUGGACCAGAUUGAAAGGCGACCAAUGGUUAGAUCUUCUAAUGGUGCAAACUCCAAGGAUGUCGAUGAGUUACGUAAACAGCUUGCACAAGUAGGUACACAGCUUGGUCUGCAUGAUGUAAGACUUGCAGAACAGAAUCUACAUUUCCAAGUGUUAGAAACAGCUUGUUAUGAUGGGAUUCUGAUAUGGAAGAUCAAAGACUUCGCAAGACGUAAACGUGAAGCAUUGUCUGGAAGGACGUUAUCACUUUACAGUCAACCAUUCUAUACCAGUAAAUACGGCUAUAAGAUGUGUGCCAGGGUGUAUUUAAAUGGUGAUGGUAUGGGUAAAGGUACUCAUAUGUCAUUAUUCUUUGUUGUGAUGAAAGGUGAUUAUGAUUCCCUGUUACAGUGGCCAUUCAGACAAAAGGUCACCUUGGUACUCCUUGAUCAAGCCACAGGUCGACGUAAUCUCUCAGAUACAUUCAGACCAGAUCCAACCAGUAGUAGCUUCAAGCAACCCACUGAUGAUAUGAAUGUAGCUUCUGGUUGUCCACUAUUUGUCUCUCAGUCUGUAUUGGAAACUCCAACUUACAUCAAGAAUGAUACAUUAUACAUCAAGGUGGCUGUUGAUACAUCGGAUUUAUAUGGCCCAUAACUAUGAGUGGGAGGGGGG